AUGGAUGAGUCUCAGGGCCAUCAUUUCGGCCGGACAUUGAUUGGCAGCUCAGCUUCAUUGCCAUCAAAAGAAAAGUUUGCCAUUGAGAGUUCCAUUCAUCAGCAAGUUAGAGAUGCCAGCCGAGCUUUGGAUGUGGCGGCUCAUGGGACGAGGUCAAGUGGGGACAGUGAAGAGAGGCAGAGGGUCAUUUCACAGACAGGUAACAGUUUGCAUGACCCAUCAUCAUCAUGUGCCAGCAACUUUUCUACAAUCAAAGCUGUUGAGACACCAGAGAUGGGACAGUUCUUUAACUACACUAGUGAGAAUGAUAAGAUGAACACUGAGUCCAUAUAUGGCCCCCGGGAUCAUUCCAAACUGCACAUGGAUGCUAUUUAUGUCAGCCAACAGGAUUCAAAGAUACCACUUGGUAACCUGUAUGGAGGCAAAAGUUGUGACGUUGGCAAGGAUCACAUGAGUGAGGCUGUUGUAGGCCGAUCCCUCUAUGAUCCUGAAUUCUUCAAGGGAACUUUUGGCGGCGCAGCUAACAGCUCACUGACGAGCAGAGAUAUGGGCUUGGAGAAGAUUUAUCAUUGCGAGCUGUGCAACAAAGUCUUCAGCAACAGUUUCUUCCUGCAGCAGCACAAGUUAUUCCACACUGGAGAGAAGCAGUUUGUGUGUGGCACAUGUGGUCACAAGUGUUUCUACAAGAGUCACUUGAGGGAGCAUGAACGCACACAUACAGGAGAGAAGCCAUACAAAUGCCGCGUGUGUGAGGUGGGGUUUGCCCGGAGAGAUUCUCUCAAGCGGCAUGAAAAAUCACACCUGGAGGACAAGCCUCACAUGUGUGAUGUGUGUGACAAGGCCUUUAAACAUAAAACUUACCUUCAGCUCCACCAGCGAAUCCACACUGGAGAGCGUUCCUACAAGUGUCACAUGUGUGAGAAGAGCUUUGCUCGGGCAGAGAGUCUCAAACGCCACAAAAUUUCUCAUGUGAAAGAGAAAGCUUACAAAUGUCAGAUGUGUGAGAAAAGCUUUAAAUGUCACACUCACCUUCAGAACCACACACACAACCACACAGGAGAGAAGCAGCACACCUGCCACUUGUGUGAGAAGAAGUUUAAGUAUCCGGCUCUACUGCAGAAACAUCACCUGAUGAAACACUCGGCACAAAGGCCCUUUCCCUGUGACCUGUGUGACAAAGGCUACUUCACUGAAACCGAGCUGAAAGUUCACAAGAUGAACCAUGCUAUCACACCUGCAUUCUCUUGUGAAUUCUGUGGUAAAGGUUUUCACAGAAGUGAGCAGCUGGACAAUCACAGAAGAGUGCACACAGGUGAGAGACCUUUUAAGUGCACAUUUUGUAAUGAUGCAUUUGCUCAGCAGGCAGGGUUGCUUAGCCACCAGAGAAUUCAUGCUGCGGAAAAAAUGCUUCUGCAACAAGCAAGUUUACAGGAUCAUGAGAGAAUUCUUGCUGCCGAGAAACAGCAGGCUAGCCUACAGGGUCAUGAGAGAAUUCUUGCUGCGGAAAAACAACAGGCCAGCCUACAGGGUCAUGAGAAAAUUCAUGCUGCAGAGAAGCUGCUUCUACAGCAGACAGGCCUACAGGGCGGUGAACACAUGCAGCCUCAGGAGAAGCCAUAUGUAUGUACAACAUGUGGACUCAUGUAUUCUCAAAUGGCGCCAUACAAUGCUCACAUUGCCACUCAUACAAAAGACAUGCCUUACAAGUGUGAGCCCUGCGGCAGACAGUACCAGCACUAUGCUAGUUUUCAGUAUCACCAAAACAUGUGUUCGUUUUACCACAACUCUCUUAGAAAGGCAAGUACAUUAGUCAACCACACAACUACUGACUGA
Candidula unifasciata is the source of this 1833-nucleotide messenger RNA. Lineage: Eukaryota; Metazoa; Mollusca; Gastropoda; Stylommatophora; Geomitridae. The record is from the annotation of a GenBank genome assembly.